This is a messenger RNA of Oreochromis niloticus (Nile tilapia), 1318 nucleotides long. Its product is annotated as collagen alpha-3(VI) chain-like. Lineage: Eukaryota; Metazoa; Chordata; Actinopteri; Cichliformes; Cichlidae. Gene Ontology annotation, molecular function: extracellular matrix structural constituent conferring tensile strength. The record is from RefSeq and is a predicted model, not a curated record. The transcript is spliced from 4 exons. Bases 92 to 1318 code for a protein of 408 amino acids.
AGAAUUACCAACCGUAAUUGUUUCACGUGACAGAAAAGAUAUCGUAUUCCUUCUGGAUGGUUCUGAUGGCACAAGGAAUGGCUUCCCUGCCAUGCGUGAUUUUGUAGAGAGAGUGGUGGAGAAACUCAAUGUGGGAGAAAACAAAGACCAUGUCUCUGUGGUCCAGUACAGCAGAGAACCAGAGGUCCAUUUCUAUCUGAACACAUAUACCACAGGGGAGGAUGUGGUGGACUCGGUCAGAGGGCUUAGACACAGAGGAGGAAGACCCCUAAACACCGGGGCAGCUCUCCAAUACGUCAGAGACAACGUCUUUACAAACUCCUCUGGGAGUAGACGCCUGCAGGGUGUCCCACAGAUAUUGAUCUUGCUAACUGGGGGAAGGUCUUUUGACAAUGUAGAUAGCCCAGCCUCAGCUCUCAAACAGCAGGGCAUUUAUGUGAUUGGCAUCGGAACUAGGACCUCAGAUGCUAGAGAGCUGCAGAAAAUAUCAUAUGAGCCCAGUUAUGCUCUGCCAGUGUCCGAGUUCACUGACCUUCCCAGUGUCCAAGAAAAGCUCUCUUCUGUAAUGAGCACAGUGAUAGUGAGGGCCACGCCCAUGACACCAACAGUGACCGUGGUCAGACCGCCAGCAGGAAAGGAUGUGGUGUUUUUGCUGGAUGGAUCUGAUACUACUAGAACUGGAUUCCCAGCUAUGAGAGACUUUGUCCAAAAACAAGUAGAGACACUCAGUGUGGAUGAUGGCAAAGACCGUGUGUCGGUUGUUCAGUACAGCAGCGAUCCAGCCGUCCAGUUCUAUCUGAACACUUACACCACAAAAAGAGAGGUCCUUGACAGUGUCAGAGGUUUGAGGCACAAAGGCGGACGACCCCUCAACACUGGAGCAGCUCUCCGGUACUUGAGGGAUAACGUCUUCACGGCCUCUGCCGGAAGCAGGCGGCCCGAAGGAGUUCCGCAGGUCCUAAUAUUGAUCACUGGUGGAAGAUCAUUUGACAGUAUUGAUGAACCGGCCUCUGCUCUCAAACAGCUGGGUGUCUUGACCAUUGCAAUUGGAACCCGAGGCUCUGACCCUAGAGAACUUCAGACCAUAACUGGCGAGCCCAGUCAUGCUGUAUCUGUGUCUGACUUCACUGACCUUCCCAAUGUUCAAGAACAGCUCUCCUCUGUAAUGAGCACAGUGCUAAUGAGGGUCACACCUUUGACCCCAACAGUGACUGUGGUCAGACAGCCAGCAGGAAAGGAUGUGGUGUUUUUGCUGGAUGGAUCUGAUGCUACUAGAACUGGAUUCCCAGCUAUGAGAGACUUUGUCCAAAACAAGUAG